Monoraphidium neglectum is the source of this 372-nucleotide messenger RNA. RefSeq lists its product as hypothetical. The coding region runs from base 1 to 372 and encodes 123 amino acids. The record is from RefSeq and is a predicted model, not a curated record. The transcript has a single exon. Gene Ontology annotation, molecular function: violaxanthin de-epoxidase activity. Gene Ontology annotation, biological process: xanthophyll cycle. Lineage: Eukaryota; Viridiplantae; Chlorophyta; Chlorophyceae; Sphaeropleales; Selenastraceae.
AUGGACACGCUGCGUUUGAACACUCGAAUGCUUUCGCCCCACUUGCUGCGAGCCCCCGGCAGCCUGGUCCACCCGCAACUCCCCUCACGAAUCCCUCUUCUGCUUGCCCCUGCCCGGCGGCGCUUCGAAAUCAAACCGCACACGCAGGACGCCGCGGAUGACCUGUCAUUCGCGCUGUUUUACUACACUGGCGCGGCCUCCCGCGCCGGCAUGAGCUAUUCGGGCGCCGUGCUGGGCACCCCGGACGGCAAGUGGCCGGAGCAGCACACCGCGCGCAUCGACGAGGCGCUGGAUCGCGCUGGUAUCAAGGGCUGGGAGCUGUCGCGUGUCGACAACAGCGACUGCGUGGGGGCGCCCCUGGCGCUCGCGUGA